CUUCUCCGGACUCCGGAUUCAGGUCGUUCAGAACAACAGCAAUACAACAUGUCUUUCCGGGGCCGUGGUACGGGCGCCAACCGUGGCGGUAGCUUUGGUGGUCGUGGUGGUCGCGGAGGUUUCCAGCAGCCUGUCGGACCCCCGGCGCAGGUUUUGGAGAUGGGAACUGUCAUGCACGCUUGCGAAGGCGAGAUGGUCUGCGAAUCGAUCAACCCCAAGAUUCCUUACUUCAACGCUCCUAUCUACCUUGAGAACAAGACCCCCAUUGGUAAGGUCGAUGAGGUUCUCGGUCCCAUCAACCAGGUCUACUUCACCGUCAAGCCCCAGGAAGGUAUUGUCGCGACUUCCUUCAAGGCUGGUGACAAGGUCUACAUUGGUGGAGACAAGCUCCUUCCCUUGGAGAAAGGCCGUGGUGGUCCUCGCGGCGGUGGUCGCGGUGGUUUCUCCAGAGGUGGUGGUGGUGGUGGUUUCUCCCGUGGCGGGGGUGGUGGCCGCGGUGGCUUCUCCAGAGGCGGCGGCGGUGGUUUCUCCAGGGGUGGUGGAGAGGCUAACUAUCGCAAUUUGAGCAUGUCUCGUAGGACAUCCACCAUGCCAUCAAAUACGUCUCAGAACAGCAGUGUCCCACCUGCGGGUGAUGGAGGACAGGAAAAGCAAAAGAUGCUCCUCUCAGCGGAGACGGGUCAUUUCAGCAUGGUCAGAGCUUUACAUCUCGCCGAUCUUGUGACUGAACUCAAUGGAUUCUGCGGAGUAAUGUCCGUUUUCUCAUCAAUGCGCUACUGUCUCGGUGAUCCCAGCGAUUACUCCGCUCUCUGGGCUGCUCUCACAUUUAUGCCUUUUGGACUUUUCUUCGACUUCAUGGAUGGCAAGAUUGCUCGGUGGAGAAAGAAGUCGUCUUUGAUGGGACAGGAGCUCGACUCCUUGGCAGAUUUGAUCUCCUUUGGCAUGGCUCCCGCUGCUGCUGCGUUCGCCAUCGGCAUCCGCACCCCGAUUGACCACCUCUUCCUUACGUUCUUCGUCCUCUGCGGCUUGACUCGUCUGGCGCGGUUCAACGUGACAGUUGCCGUUCUCCCCAAAGACAAAACCGGCAAGUCUAAGUACUUCGAGGGCACUCCCAUUCCGACGACCCUGUCGAUCGCAGCGUUCAUGGCCUACUGUGUCUCUCAAGACUGGGUCCAGGAUAACCUUCCAUUGGGCCUCGCAGCCGAGGGAACCGCAUUCGAAUUCCACCCGCUCGUGCUCCUGUUUGUGCUGCACGGCUGUUUGAUGGUCAGCAAAACGCUGCACAUCCCCAAGCCUUAAUCGAGGUUCACGUACAGAAAACAAAAAGCUCAACAGACGCAUGUCCUACCUGUCUGAGCCGAGGUUUCCAUUUCUGAUGAAGAUGUCUUAUUGAUUGAGCAUAUAUACCGAGGGAAAACCUACGUCAAAGUGGACAUCAACGUAUUUUUGGAGAUAGCGCCGUUGUUGAAGGAAAUCACAUUCUGCAUUCUGCAUUCCUUGUC
Aspergillus homomorphus CBS 101889 is the source of this 1502-nucleotide messenger RNA. RefSeq names its product Gar1-domain-containing protein. The coding region runs from base 49 to 1299 and encodes 416 amino acids. Lineage: Eukaryota; Fungi; Ascomycota; Eurotiomycetes; Eurotiales; Aspergillaceae. The transcript is spliced from 12 exons. Gene Ontology annotation, molecular function: box H/ACA snoRNA binding; phosphotransferase activity, for other substituted phosphate groups. Gene Ontology annotation, cellular component: box H/ACA snoRNP complex; membrane. Gene Ontology annotation, biological process: ribosome biogenesis; snoRNA guided rRNA pseudouridine synthesis; phospholipid biosynthetic process. The record is from RefSeq and is a predicted model, not a curated record.